Messenger RNA from Setaria italica (foxtail millet), 576 nucleotides. RefSeq lists its product as uncharacterized. The transcript has a single exon. Bases 1 to 576 code for a protein of 191 amino acids. The record is from RefSeq and is a predicted model, not a curated record. Lineage: Eukaryota; Viridiplantae; Streptophyta; Magnoliopsida; Poales; Poaceae.
AUGGCUGCCUCGGCCUUCAUCGUUCAGGUCUCAUGCGUCGUCGCCUUCCUCUUCGCAAAGACCACGGUGGCCGGAUCGAAUGCCUCGGCGUCCAUCAACGCCACCGCCAUGGCGCUGCGCCGCUCCACCGAGGCGUUGCCGGCGGCGGCGGCGGCGGCGCACAACGGCUCGCACCAGUACACCUGCUACCUGUGCCACAAGAGCAGGAGCCUGAUGAUCAGGCGGUGCCCCAUCGCGCAGGACGACUGCCACGUCGCCUGCGUGACGCUGCCGACCCCGUCCCGGCCGCCCUCCCCUCCCCGCGGGGUGGCCGCCCCCAGCGGCGGCGGCGGCGGCAGGGACGCCGACGACUGCUACGUCAUGAAGGCGUACCCCGACGGCAGCUGGGUCGUCGUCGACGUCGUCGGGUGCAGGGCGACCGCCGCGGCGUGCUACCUCGCGUGCGGCAACGGCGACGACGAGCACGGCGCGGGCGGGGUGGCGACGCCGCGAGGGCCGCUGCCGCACGGCCUGCCCGAGUUCCAGCUGUGCGGCGACCAUCUCACCGCGCGGGGCGGCGCCGUCGCCGGCGUGUAG